CCUGAGUGGCUGCAGGACUCACGUGACGUCAGGGAACUCGAAGAGUCCCGCAGGAGAGCUGCUGACCGGUGCACGUGCAGCGCUCGGACGGACGGGUUCGGCUUUUGUAAAACCCGGAAGAAGCAGUUCUGCAGCGGUCCAAAAUGUCCGAGGAGGCGGCUGAGGAGGGCACAUCCCAGACCCAGUCCACUUUGUCUCCGUCCCAGGUGAAGUUCCAGUCUCAGUCUCAGCCAGGGUCUGGUUCUUCUAGCGGGCCCACUUCAGCCAGUCAGUCCUCCAGCGGGUCUGGGACUCUGAGUAGUGUGGACACCAUUCCUGUUACUCUCCCUUCGGUUCCAGAGGAGCCAGAACCGGAACCACAACCCUGGGGCCGCCUGCUGCCCAUGGCCCAAGGCUUCCGGAGCCACGACUGCAUUGCAGACGAGUACCUGUUUGGACGGGAUUCUAAAUGUAGCUACGUCUUUGGUGAAGCGGAAGAGAGGGGGUCCCAAUACUUCAGAACCUACAGCAAGAGACACUUCAGGAUCUUCAGACCUUGUUUAAUAAAGACGAAGGACUUCUACCAGACGGAGGACAGCUACUUCAUCGUCCUUGAGAUGAUGGAGGGGGGCGAGCUCUUCAAUAAAGUCAAGUCUCAGCAGCAGCUCAAGGAGUCUGUGGCCAAACUCUACUUCUACCAGAUGCUCUGUGCCGUCCAUUACCUCCACAGUAACGGGAUCAUCCACAGAGACCUGAAGCCAGAGAACAUCCUGCUGUCCUCCAGUGAAGACGUAUGCCUCAUCAAGGUGACAGACUUUAACCAGUCCCGGAUCCUGGAGGAGGCUGCCCUGAUGAGGACUCUGUGUGGAACUCCAUCGUACCUGGCUCCUGAAGUCUUCACCCACGCCAACACCACCGGCUAUGGCCUGGCCGUGGACGCCUGGAGCCUCGGGGUCCUGCUCUUUGUCUGUCUGAGUGGCUACACCCCGUUCCAUGAGAACUUUGGGAAUUAUUCGGUGUCUGAGCAGAUCACUCGGGGAGAGUUCACGAUGAUUCCAAAAAAAUGGGAACACAUUUCAAACCAAGCAAAGGAUAUGGUGAGGAAGCUGCUGGUGGUCGAUCCUAAAGAGAGGAUGAGCAUCGCUGAAGCUCUGCAGCACCCCUGGUUACAGGAUCAGGAGAUGCUGGCCACGGCUCAGAGGCUCAUGUACCCAAACGAUGCCGCCCAUCAUCCAGCGCCUGUCGCCAUGGUAACCCCAGCCCAGCAGGAGACGGAGUCAGGGGACACCACCCACAGAAAACGAAAACGGGAAAGAGACGAUGAAGAGCGCCCUGCCAAGCGCAGCCAAGUCCCGCCCCCUCUGUAGCCCAGCUGUCCAUAAGCUGCUGUAAAUAAUUGUUUUUCCAGUUUCAGUUGUUUAAUAAACUUCAGCCUGUUUUCUGAA
Oryzias melastigma (Indian medaka) is the source of this 1424-nucleotide messenger RNA. RefSeq names its product checkpoint kinase 2 (gene chek2). Gene Ontology annotation, biological process: mitotic DNA damage checkpoint signaling; protein phosphorylation. Gene Ontology annotation, cellular component: nucleus; cytoplasm. Lineage: Eukaryota; Metazoa; Chordata; Actinopteri; Beloniformes; Adrianichthyidae. Gene Ontology annotation, molecular function: ATP binding; protein binding; protein serine/threonine kinase activity. The record is from RefSeq and is a predicted model, not a curated record.